AUGGUUUCGGAGAAUCAAUCCCGAAUUUCUCCUUAUAAAACAAUUAUACAUGAGUGGGUUUGGGGAGAGUUGAAGAAUGGUUUGGUUUAUAUUGCUCCGGGAUACAAAUAUCAUACACAGGAUGUAGACGAGUACAGUCCCUUUCACCAGGAUGUAGACGAGUACAGUCCCUUUAACCAGGAUGUAGACGAGUUGAAGGAUAAUAUCAACUACCAUUUACAAGAAACCAAAUUGCAACAGAAUAAAAAGAACAUCUCUCUGAGAAAUGAUGUUGAUGCUAAAUUAACCCAGAAAGGUUCCGGAAAUGAAAAGAUCAUUUUGGAUACUAAACCUAUAAAUUCUAUGAAGAAAGAUAAAGCUAUGAAUCAGAAAAUAGAAGAAAAUGAAAUUCAAUAUUCAUCAAAACAAGAAAAUCCUGAACUCAAAGUUUUGGAGAAAAAAUUUGCAGACAACGAUUUAAAACAAGAAAAAAUAGAUAAUAAAGAAAUAGAAAAAAAAGAAAAAGAUCUAGUCAAUGAAGAUGAGGAACUAGAAAAAGAUGAGGACGAGAACGAAAUUGAAGAUGAAGAUCUUGUCAAAGAGGAAGAAAAAGAAAAAGAUCUAGUCAAUGAAAAUGAGGAAAGAGAAAAAGAUGAGGAGGAGAACAAACUUGCAGAUGAAGAUCUUGUCAAAGCGCAAGCUGAUCUGGAGGUAGAGCGAAAAGAUCAAGGGAUGGAACAAAAAAAUCAAGAGAUGGAACAAAAAGAUCAAGUUAUGGAUCAAGAAGAUCAAGAGGUGGAACAAGAAGAUCUAAAGAUGGAAUUUCAAGAUCAAGAUAUGGAACAGGAAGAUCUAAAGAUGAAACCUGAAGAUCAAUAUAUGGAACAAGAAGACCAAGAGAUGGACCAUGAAGAUCAAGAGAUACAACAAAAUGACCAAGGUUUGGAGUAUAUAAGCCAAGAAAACAUACAAGAAAGUCUGAAUAUAGAAGAAGAAGAUGAUCUAGAAAUAGAAGAAGUAGAUCUAGAUAUAGAUGAAGAAGAUCUAAAAAUAGAAGAAGAAGAUCUAGAAAUAGAAGAAGAAGAUUUAGAAAAUGAAGAAGAAGAUCUAGAAACAGAAAAAGAAGAUCUAGAAAUAGAAGAAGAAGAUCUUAAAAUAGAAGGAGAACAUCUGGAAAUAGAAGUAGAAGAUUUAGAAACAGAAGAAGAAGAUCUAGAAAUAGAAGUAGAAGAUCUAGAAACAGAAGAAGAAGAUCUAGAAAUAGAAGAAGAAGAUCUAAAAAUAGAAGAAGAAGAUCUAGAAACAGAAAAAGAAGAUCUAGAAAUAAAAGAAGAAGAUCUAGAAAUUGAAGAAGAAGAUCCAGAAAAAGAAGAUCUAGAAAUUGAAGAAGAAGAUCUAGAAAUAGAACAAAAAGAUCCAGAAAUAGAACAAGAAGAUCCAGAAAUGGUGUACGAAGAUCUAGAAACCGGAUAUGAAGAUCCAGAAACCGGAUAUGAAGAUAAAGCUGAAGAACAAGAAGAUAAAGAUGUCAAGGAUGCUGUUGAUUCUGUAAUACAUGUCAUGGUAGCUUAUGACAAUAUAGAGCAUGUCAAGGAAGCUAAUGACGAAGAAGAGCAUGUCAAGAAAGCUAAUGACGUAGAAGUGUAUGUCAUGAAACUAUUUGCUGGUGAAGAGCAUGUCAAGGAAGUUAAUAUUGAAGAAGGGCAUGUCAAGGAUGCUAAUAACGAAGAAGGGCAUGUCAAAGAAGCUAAUGAUGAAGAAGAGCAUGCCCAGGAAGCUAAUGACGAAGAAGAGCAUGCCCAGGAAGCUAAUAAUGAAGAAGGAUAUUUCAAAGAAGCUAAUGACGAAGAAGAGCAUGCCCAGGAAGCUAAUGACGAAGAAGAGCAUGCCCAGGAAGCUAAUAAUGAAGAAGGGCAUGUCAAAGAAGCUAAUGCCGAAGAAGAGCAUGCCCAGGAAGCUAAUGACGAUGGAGAGCAUGUCCAGGAAGCUGAUGACAAAGAAGCCCAUGUUAAGGAAGCCAAUGGCGGCGAAGAGCAUGUCCAGGAAGCUAAUGACGAAGAAGCCCAUGCCCAGGAAGCUAAUGACGAAGAAGAACAUGUCCAGGAAGCAAAUGACGAAGAUGAGCAUGACCAGGAAGCUAGUGAAGAAGAAGAAGAACAUGUCCAGGAAGCAAAGAAUGAUGAGGAACAUGCCCAGGAAGCUAAUGAUGAAGAAGAGCAUGACCAGGAAGCUAAUGACAAAGAAGAUCAUGUCCAAGAAGUAAAGAACCAUGGAGAGCAUGCCCAGAAAGUUAAUGACGAAGAAGAACAUGUAAAAGAAGCUAAUGACGAAAAAGAAAAUGUCAAGGAAGUUAAUGACGAAGAAGAGCGUGUCAAGGAAGCUAAUGAUGAAGAAAAGCAUGCCCAGGAAGCUAAUGACGAAGAAGAGCAUGUCAAGGAAGCAAAUGACGACGAAGAAAAUGUAAAGGUAGCUAAUGACGAAGAAGAACAUGUAAAGGAAGCUAAUAACGAAGAAAAACAUGUAAAGGAAGCUAAUGACGAAGAAGAAAAUGUCAAGGAAGCUAAUAACGAAGACAAGCAUGUCAAGGAAGCUAAUGACGAAGAAGAGUAUGUCAAGGAAGCUAAUUACGAUGAUGAGUAUGUCCAGGAAGCUUUUGUUGAUGAAGAGCAUGUAAAGGAUGUUAAUGUUGAAGGAGAGCAUGUCCAGGAAGCUAAUGGAGAAGAAAAAGAGACAAAGGAAAAAAAUAAAACAAUGAUAAAUGAGGAAAUGAAGACAAGGAAAGAUGAAAAAAGAAUGGAAGAGAUGUUUAAUAAUAAAACCGAUAUGAUUUCGCCUCAGGAAAAGGAAUUUCUAAAAUAUAAAAUGUUAAAAUUUUUUAUUAAACUUUUCCGCAAAAGAAAGUUUGGAGUUCGGUUCCCAGGUUCAGAUGAUAAUCCUGUUCUCCGGGACCUGGUUAGACUAAUCGCCAGGAUCGGAGCUAAAUCAUCAACUCAGCUUAAAACCUUCCUUCUUCAAGGAAACUCAAACAAUUUCCCUGUUAUUCUAAACUUUUUAGAGAAGAACGGACAGAUAGAUCUGGACCAACUUAUAGCGGAGAAUAAUUUAAAGAAAGAGAAAAAAGAAAGAGAUGAGAAAUUUUCAAGAAAAAAGAUAAUUUUUAAAAAUCAAGAAGAAAUCCUAGAGUCAAUUAUUGAUCAGAACAUACAUAUCAAAGAUCAAGAUAUACUUACCGAAGAUCAAGGGAUAAUUAUUGAAGAUCAAGAGAUGAUUACCGAAGAUCAAGAAAUAAUUACUAAAGAUCAGAAUAUGAUUACUGAAGAUCACGGGAUGAUUAUUGGAGAUGAUAAGAUAUUGAGGAAAGAUCAGGAUCUGGUCAGGCAAGAGCAAAGUACACUUUUUCAGAAGAAUUCCCGGAAAACCGACUCAGAUUCCUCAUUAGAAUAUAUAGGGAUAUACCUGGAACCAGAGACAAUUCCUGGAGUAUCCCAGGAACCAGAGACAAUACCUGGAGUAUCCCUGGAACCAGAGACAAUACCUGGAGUAUCCCUGGAACAAGAGACAAUACCUGGAGUAUCCCUGGAACCAGAGACAAUACCUGGAGUAUCCCUGGAACCAGAAACAAUAUCAGGAGUAUCCCUGGAACCAGAGACAAUACCAGGAGUAUACCUGGAACCAGAGACAAUACCUGGAGUAUCCCAGGAACCAGAGACACUACCUGGAGUAUCCCUGGAACCAGAGACAAUACCUGGAGUAUCCCCGGAAUCAGAGACAAUACCUCGAGUCUCCCUUGAACCAGAAACAAUACCUGGAGUGUCCAUGAAACCAGAGACAAUACCUGGAGUUUCCCUGGAACCAGAGACAAUACCUGGAGUAUCCCUGGAACCAGAGACAAUACCAGGAGUAUAUCUGGAACCAGAGACAAUACCUGGAGUAUCCCAGGAACCAGAGACAAUACCUGGAGUAUCCCUGGAACCUGGAGUAAACCAAAAAUAUAAUCAACCGAAGAAUAAGUUUGAUGGGACGAAGAACCCUGAGUGGGGGAGAAGUACUCUCCGUCCUGAUCUAUGUUUGUAUAUGUUUCGAGAACUGGGCUUAGCUCCGUCUCCGUUCCUCUCUCCGAACCCGGAUAUUUCUCCGCUGGAUUCAACCCUGCACUCUGUUCGGAGAAGGUUUGCUUCGAGUGUCAUAGAGUAUAAGGAGUAUCUGAGCUAA
Messenger RNA from Eurytemora carolleeae, 4191 nucleotides. RefSeq names its product trichohyalin. The coding region runs from base 1 to 4191 and encodes 1396 amino acids. NCBI's taxonomy places the organism in Eukaryota, Metazoa, Arthropoda, Copepoda, Calanoida, Temoridae. The transcript has 8 exons. The record is from RefSeq and is a predicted model, not a curated record.